GAACAAGUGGGUAACGCGUAAAGGAAAGACACUCACUCCUUCACGACUCCGUCUCCAUUAAAAUUACCCAACGAACACCUGCCGGUCUCAAGAAACUUCCACCGCUAAAUUCGCUCAGUUUCUUUCUGUUGAUCAGUUUUUCAUUUCUCCGUUUAUAGGAGAAACUCGGGUUUUGUUUUUUCUUCUUCUCCUUUAGCAUCUUGCUUUUUUAUUUGAUCGGACCACAUCUGUUGGUUCGGUCUCUGGUAGAUUAACCGUAUGCCGGAGAUCGAACAUGUCAGCGCCGAGAAUGCCUUGUUUGGAAAAUACGAGCUCGGAAAAUUACUGGGAUGCGGUGCCUUUGCAAAAGUGUAUCAUGCCCGCAAUGUCUCAACUGGGCAGAGCGUGGCAAUCAAAGUCAUCAACAAGAAGAAGAUUGCUAAUUCCAGUUUAAUGUCUAACAUUAAACGGGAGAUCUCAAUUAUGCGUCGUCUAAACCACCGUCACAUCGUCAGACUCUACGAGGUAUUAGCGACGAAAACUAAGAUUUAUUUCAUCAUGGAGUUUGUCAAAGGAGGUGAGCUAUUUGCCAAAGUUGCCAAAGGUCGAUUCAGCGAAGAUCUCAGCCGUAAAUACUUCCAACAGCUGAUCUCAGCCGUUGGCUAUUGUCACGCUAGAGGCGUCUUCCACCGAGAUUUGAAACCUGAAAAUCUCCUCAUAGAUGAAAAUGGGAAUCUAAAGGUUUCGGAUUUUGGACUCAGUGCCGUGACGGAUCAGAUCCGAAGCGAUGGGCUCUUGCAUACUUUAUGUGGAACUCCGGCUUAUGUUGCUCCAGAGAUUUUGUCAAAGAAAGGUUAUGACGGCGCUAAGGUUGAUGUCUGGUCAUGUGGUGUCAUUCUCUUUGUUUUAACGGCUGGUUAUCUGCCGUUUAACGACCCGAAUCUCAUGAACAUGUAUAAAAAGAUCUACAAAGGCGAGUUUCGGUGCCCGAAAUGGAUGUCUAACGAUCUGAAACGGUUCCUGUCUCGGCUUCUGGACACGAAUCCCGAGACGAGGAUUACCGUCGACGGGAUCCUGAGGGACCCAUGGUUCAAGAAAGGCGGUUACAAGGAAAUCAAGUUUUACGAUGACGACGAUAAUAACGUUGUUAAGUUUGACAAAGAUGAGCCGGAGAUCACUAACUUGAACGCUUUUGAUCUGAUCUCGUUUUCGUCGGGACUGGAUUUGAACGGGUUGUUAGAUGACUCGUACAACGCCGUUGACGACGGCGAACGGUUCGUGUCAUCGGAGACGCCGGAGAGACUGGUGCAGAAAGUUGAGGAGUUUGCCAAGGCUGAGAGGUUAAGGGCAAAAAGAACGAAAGAGUGGGCUUUUGAGAUUGAAGGGCAAAAUGGUAAUUUCAAUGCUGAGGUCGAAGUCUGCCGGUUAACGGAUGAACUGGUCGUUGUUGACGUGAGAAGGACAGGGGGUGAUGCCGGAUGUUUUAAGCAGAUUUGGAAAAGCAAGCUUAAGCCUGUGCUUUGCGUGAGACAAGAACAGCAACCGGAAAAUCAGGUUGCCGGUAACUGAAACUCUUUGACAUGGACGACGUGUAGCUAAUAGGCGUAUAAUAGCCUUUCGCCGGGAUAAGAUUCCGGUUCAUUGUUGUAUUAUAUUAUUAUUUAUUCGUAAAGUAACAUCUAUUUUAUUUUGAAUUUUGAAAAAGAAAAUUAAAAAUAAAUUUUUAUAGUGUUAUGUUUGUAAUUAUAUGUGUGUUUGUUCUGUGUGUUUGGAAUAAAAAUCAUCAGGCAGAUGGUGAUAGGGUGUAUAGUGUCGUUUGCUUACCCAAUUUUUGUUGUAAUAUAUAUUAUAUAAUAUAUAUAUAUUACAUAUAGGUCUUUUUUUGUA
Molecule: messenger RNA, 1866 nt
Organism: Ricinus communis (castor bean)
Lineage: Eukaryota; Viridiplantae; Streptophyta; Magnoliopsida; Malpighiales; Euphorbiaceae
Product: CBL-interacting serine/threonine-protein kinase 11
Exons: 1
Coding region: 259-1548 (429 amino acids)
Biological process (GO): protein phosphorylation; signal transduction
Molecular function (GO): protein kinase activity; ATP binding
Source: RefSeq, a predicted model, not a curated record